GUGGUUAAGCUGUUGCCACAGUUACCGGGUUUGGGAGCUCCUGCGGCCCGGAUGUAAUCAUCCUGGUUGGUGGAGCCUUUUGGCUGGUCACGGUUCUCAGUCCAAAAGGCCAAUGGCUAUUGAUAUUCAACCAGCAUGCCUUGGACUUUAUUGUGGGAAGACACUGAUAUUUAAAAAUGGUUCAACCGAGAUAUAUGGAGAAUGUGGGGUGUGCCCAAGAGGACAGAGAACGAAUACUCAGAAAUAUUGUCAGCCAUGUACAGAGUCCCCAGAACUUUAUGACUGGCUCUACCUUGGCUUUAUGGCCCUGCUUCCUCUUGUUCUCCAUUGGUUCUUCAUUGAGUGGUAUUCAGGCAAAAAGAGUUCCAGUGCAUUAUUUCAGCAUGUAACGGCCUUAUUUGAAUGCAGUGUGGCAGCUAUUGUUACAUUACUUGUGAGUGAUCCAGUUGGUGUUCUGCAGAUUCGUUCUUGUCGAGUAUUGAUGCUUUCUGACUGGUACACAAUGCUCUACAACCCAAGUCCUGAUUAUAUUACCACAAUACACUGUACUCAUGAAGCUGUCUACCCACUAUAUACCAUUGUAUUUAUCUAUUAUGCCUUUUGCUUGGUAUUAAUGAUGCUGCUCCGACCACUUCUGGUAAAGAAGAUUGCCUGUGGCUUAGGGAAGUCUGAUCGAUUUAAGAGUAUUUAUGCAGCACUUUACUUCUUCCCAAUUUUGACUGUCAUUCAGGCAGUUGGAGGAGGCCUUCUAUAUUAUGCCUUUCCAUAUAUUGUAUUAGUCUUAUCAUUGGUUACCCUGGCUGUAUACAUGUCUGCUUCAGAAAUAGAGUCCUUCAAAGAUCUUUUUCUCAGAAAGAAAAGGCUAAUCAUUCUCUUGAGCCACUGGUUACUCCAUGCCUAUGGGAUCAUCUCCAUCUCCAGAGUAGAUAAACUAGAGCAAGACUUGCCACUCUUGGCUUUGGUGCCAGCCCCUGCGCUGUUUUACAUACUUACGGCAAGGUAUACCGAACCUUCACGGAUCCUUUCGGAAGGAGCCAAUGGACAUUAAGUGAAAUGGAACGUAUGCCAACAAACCCAAGAAGCAUUCUUGAUAAAAAACAAGCUGGGGAAUCAAAUGUAAACGUGUGAACAUGCUGCUUUGUCAUGCUGUGGUGCACCCUCUGCAGAGCUGAUACCACCUGAUUGCCAGCUAACCUUGUGGACUAGACUUAAAAAUGCCAAGCAAGCAUCCAACUGAUACUUGGAAGAAUUACAUGAAAGUCCCAUGAUGAAGCACUGUGUUGUACUACUGCUUUGGUUAUAUUGCAAAAGGCAAACAAUAGCCCUUUGUUUAUUUCUAGCUUAUUUUUUUGCUGUAAUACAGAAUGGUAUUCUACUCUUAGAAUUGUCUGUUUCCUAAAAAUGAAUGUGUAAAUAAAUGUAAGUUGAUGGUGGUGUUAUAUAAAACAUAAAAACAAAUUUUUUUUUAGUUAUUUAUUUUCACCUGUACAAUAUUUUGACAUAAUACAAAGAAUAAAAUAGUAAUAUGCAA
Vombatus ursinus (common wombat) is the source of this 1531-nucleotide messenger RNA. It is a transcript of the gene JKAMP, whose product is annotated as JNK1/MAPK8 associated membrane protein. Gene Ontology annotation, molecular function: ubiquitin protein ligase binding. NCBI's taxonomy places the organism in Eukaryota, Metazoa, Chordata, Mammalia, Diprotodontia, Vombatidae. Gene Ontology annotation, cellular component: membrane. The coding region runs from base 113 to 1048 and encodes 311 amino acids. The transcript is spliced from 7 exons. The record is from RefSeq and is a predicted model, not a curated record. Gene Ontology annotation, biological process: response to unfolded protein.